Molecule: messenger RNA, 942 nt
Organism: Balaenoptera acutorostrata (minke whale)
Lineage: Eukaryota; Metazoa; Chordata; Mammalia; Artiodactyla; Balaenopteridae
Product: myeloid-associated differentiation marker-like
Exons: 1
Cellular component (GO): plasma membrane; cell-cell junction
Source: RefSeq, a predicted model, not a curated record
AUGUUGGUGGCGGUGACCAAUAGGACCAGAACGACCACCACCUAAUCGUCCUCAGGCCUGGGCUCCCCAACCAUUAUGGGUUGCUGCCUCCGACGGCUACAGCUGCUCUCCACCUGCGUGGCCUUCUCCCUGGGGGCCAGCGUGGGCACCUCGCAGGGGCCCAUAGGUAACUGGUCCAUGUUCAUCUGGUGCUUCUGCUUCGUCGUAACCCUCAUCACCCUCAUAGUCGAGUUAUGUGAGCUUGAGGAUCACUUCCCCUUCUCCUGGGACAACUUUCUCAUCACCUGCAACUGCUACUCUGCCCUCCUCUGCCUCUCAGCCUCCAUCAUCUACCCCACCACCUACAUUCAGUUCUUGCCCGACAGCCGCUACCGGGACCGCGCUGUCACCUCCACUGCAUUCUCCUGCCUCGCUUUUGUGGCUUAUGCCAUGGAAGUGGCCUGGACUAGGGCCCAGCCCAACGUGAUCACAGGCUAUAUGGCCACCGUGCCAGGCCUGCUCAAGGGACUGGAGACCACUGUGGCCUGUGUCAUCUUCGUCUUCAUCAGCAGCCCCUACCUGUACCUGCAGCAGCCGGCCCUGGUGUGGUGCGUGGCCGUGUACUCCAUCUGCUUCCUCCUGUCAUCUGUGGCCCUCCUGCUGAACCUGGGCAAGUGUGACAACAGGCUGCCCGUCCCCUUCCCCAUUUUCCAGGUUGUGCUCACCCUGCUCUCCGUCCUCCUCUACGCCAGCGCCCUGGUCCUCUGGCCGCUCUACCAGUUCAACCAGAAGUUCGGCGGCCAGCCCCAGCGGUCCAGCGACGUGAGCUGCAGCGAUAGACUCACCUCCUUGGUGUGUACCUGGAACCAACGACUGGCUGUGGCCGGUCUGACAGCCAUCAACCUGCUGAUUUAUGUGACGGACCUGGUGUUCUCGGCCCACCUGGAUUUUGUCAGGGGCUGA